UGACAAAAAAAUUAAAUACGUUCGCUCUCUAUAAUCGAUUCUAUUUUUUAAUAAUUUCAUCCUUCUAUGAUCCUAAUGAACAACAACAACAACAAUAUCGAAUCGAAUCAAAUAAUUGCAAAACUUCAUAUGCCAUGGCUUGCUUUGUUAUAUGAAGCCAAUAUUUCAAUUUUUGAUUCUUCGUCAAAUGAAUGAAUGGACGAAUUCGAAGACAUUUUAAAUUUUUUGAUGAUCAAUAUACUAUCGAAUGGAAUGCAGAAAGUAUGGUUAUGGAAACAAAAUUUCAUAAUCAAAAUUAAGAAACUAUAUUAGCACAAUUUCGUCGACGUUGGAUCUUAUUACUUUGGACGCGUAAAUAUGAUUUAGAAAUAUUUUCUAAACAAAUACCUGAUGCAAUCUAUAUAUUAGCAUUGGCAGCUAAGGAUCGUAAUAUUGCUCAAGGAUCAAAACGCUCUAGAUCGACAAGAAAAACUGGAUAA
Messenger RNA from Adineta steineri, 479 nucleotides. Lineage: Eukaryota; Metazoa; Rotifera; Eurotatoria; Adinetida; Adinetidae. The record is from the annotation of a GenBank genome assembly.